Glycine soja is the source of this 1350-nucleotide messenger RNA. RefSeq names its product NAD(P)H-quinone oxidoreductase subunit N, chloroplastic-like. Gene Ontology annotation, cellular component: membrane. Bases 193 to 879 code for a protein of 228 amino acids. Lineage: Eukaryota; Viridiplantae; Streptophyta; Magnoliopsida; Fabales; Fabaceae. Gene Ontology annotation, molecular function: oxidoreductase activity, acting on NAD(P)H, quinone or similar compound as acceptor. The transcript has 4 exons. The record is from RefSeq and is a predicted model, not a curated record.
UGUGGUCACUUUAUCUCAUUUCUCAACCAUACAACUCACAACAUUCAUCGCCCCGCUUAAUUUUUGUCACGAACUUCUACUACUCACAAUAUUUUCUAUUGAAAAAAAAAAAAAAAAACCAUGGAUCUCAUUCUUCAAUAAGCUCUCACAUUUUGUGACCAAAAUAAUACUUAGGAAAAAAAGAAAAAAACAAUGUCAUCCACUGCUAGCUUGGGUUAUGGGGGUCCAACCUGCUUCAACAAUGUUGUUCAUCAGACAAUGAGGAACAGUUUCAUAGCCACAAAACAGCAUAACAGUGUGAUGAGAGUGGUGAAGGGUUGGAGAGGAAGACAUGGUAAUAAUUGCAACACAUCCAAAAGGGUGGUAGGAGUUGUGCAGUGUAGAGGGCUAGGGGACUUCAUAGGUGGAGACUUGAUAAAGUUUGAUCUUGGACGUUGGCUUUCAGAUGUUGAAGAGCACAAAGCACUUGCAAUAUACCCUCCUCAUGAAGGAGGCUAUGAGGGUCGCUACUUGUCACGCCUCAAACGUCAGGGAUACUAUUUUCUUGAUCUUACAGCUCGUGGCCUUGGUGAUCCUGAAACCACCCUCACUAAGAUUCACCCUGUUUGCCCUCCUCAUGUUGGGAAGCAGCCAAUAGCAAGGUGGUAUUUCCCACCAGAAGUUGAUUACAGAUUAGAAGCAUUGCCACCAAAUGCCAAAGGACUGGUGGUGUGGAUAAUUGAAGCCAAGGUUCUCUCUAAGGCAGAACUGCAGUUCCUAGCUUUGCUGCCAACACUUAGGCCUAAUGUGAGGGUCAUUGCUGAAUGUGGAAACUGGAGAAAGUUUAUGUGGAAACCACUAAAAGAAAUUGCGGGACUAACAACCAGUGAGGAAGCUUGAUGGUGCUACAUAGCUACUUAUCAUCUCUUGUUUCCAAUCAUCAACAAUCAAGUACAAAUAUUCAUUUUAUUUUCUCCAAUUUAAAGGCUUCAAAUAGCUGCAGACAACUGAGACAAUAAAGGAAGACAAAGAGAUAUAGGAAAAAUCAAGUUCCUUGUAAAUAAUUAGAUCUGCCACAGUCAUCAGUGACACAUUGUCAAGGUUUAAUUCUGUCGAAGGACAAACAUUUCCUACCAAACAUGAUAUUCCAGAAAUUCGAUUUCAACAAAAUUUUGCAAUAGGCCAAUGAAGUUACAGAAUAAUGGUGUGGUUUUCCAGCAAUUUUUAUCCGUAUAAAACCAUAUGCCAUAAACAGAUGAAUCAAUUAGUGGAAAUCCUUCCAUGUCUGCCUUGUACAACCUGUGAUGAUUAUUAUUAGUAGCAGAAUUUUACUAUAUAUUUUUAUGAAAAUGGACUACAAAAUUUAUGUUA